UCGCUUUAAUUUUCAGUUCGGUUUUAGAGAUAUAGAGGACCCUGCACGCUCCGGGAUAGAACCCAGUGCUGAUGUAAGUUAUGGAAGUUGCAUAGUGGCCGAAAGCAGAGCAGUUAUGCAAACAGCUUCAUGAAAUAGUGAUGAGGAGAAGCAAUUCCAUCAAACUUCUCAACAACUUCAAACCCUCUGGACCAUCCAAUGUUCUUCAGACAAUACCAAACCCACUUUAUCAUCUUCUUCCCAAAACCCUAAACCCCAACAACAUUGUCAACAUCAUUUGCUCAUCUCUCAAACACCACACUCACAACAACAAUACCCAUUUUACCCUUGACAUCAACCACCUUCUUCCCCAUCUGGGCCCUCAUGAAAUCUCUAGGGUUUUAUUGAGAUGUCAGUCUGAUUCCAUUUCAGCUCUUACUUUCUUUAACUGGGUUAAACAUGAUCUGGGUAUCAAACCCACUACCCAGAACUACUGUUUUCUUCUCCAUAUUUUGGCUUGGUCCAAGGAAUUUAAGAAUGCUAUGAAGUUUUUACUUGAGUUGGUUAAAGAUUGUUCGUUUAAUGAAGAUUUGUUUCAAAGUUUGGUUCUUUGCUGUCAAGAUUGUAAUUGGGAUCCUGUCAUUUUCGAUAUGCUCGUUAAGGCGUAUGUGAUCGAGGGUAUGAUUCAACGGGGUUUUAGUACCUUUAUGAAGACUAUGGAGGUUGGUUAUGUUCCUAGUGUGAUUUCUUGUAAUAGAUUAUUGAAUGGAUUGUUGAAGUUUAAGUGUUUUGAUCAGUGUUGGCAAGUUUAUAUCGAGAUGGAGAGAGUUGGAAUACACCCGAAUUCACACACUUUUAAUAUAUUAACUAAUGUUUUUUGCGAAAAUGGUGAUGUUAAUAAGAUUAAUGAUUUUUUGGAGAAGAUGGAGGAAGAAGGGUUUGAGCCGGAUAUUGUGACGUAUAAUACUUUGAUCGGUUGUUAUUGUAGGAAAUCGAGAUUGAAUGAUGCGUUUUAUUUGUAUAAGAUAAUGUAUAGGAGGAAUGUGUUGCCGGAUUUAGUUUCGUAUACUGCGUUGAUGGGUGGUCUUUGCAGAGAAGGGAAGGUGAGAGAGGCUCAUCAGCUUUUCCAUAGAAUGUUUCACCGAGGUCUAAAUCCCGACAUUGUUUCAUUUAACACGCUUAUUUGUGCUUAUUGUAAGGAAGGGAAGAUGCGCGAGUCUAAGUCAUUGUUAUAUCAGAUGAUAGGAAGUGGGAUUUGCCCAGAUGAGGUUACUUAUCGAGUUCUUGUGGAAAGGUAUGGAAAAGAUGGUCGGAUAAUCUCAGCUUUGAAUUUGGUUGUGGAGCUUGAGAGAUUUGGUGUUCCGAUGGGUUGGGAUAUUUAUGACUAUCUCUUAGUUUCUGUAUGUGAUGAAAAUCGACCAUUUGCGGCAAAGAGUCUUCUCGAAAGAAUCUCCCCGCGUGGUUAUGCACCUGGUGUGGACAUCUAUAAUAAACUCAUCGAAUCCCUCUGCAAUAUUGAUUCCGUAGCUGAUGCAUUACUAAUAAAAGCGGAGAUGUUUUGCAAAAAUGUAAGACCCAAUGCUACUACAUAUAAAGCUCUCAUAUGCUGCUUAUGCAGAACAAGUAGAAGUAGUGAGGCUGAAUCUUUUAUGGAAGAAAUGCUUCAAUCCGGCAUGUCACCUGAUACGGAAAUAUGUCGGGCAAUGAUCCAUAUGUACUGUAAGGAGAGGAGCGUUGGUAAAGCAGAAACAUUAUUGAAAUUCUUUGCCAAGGAAUUUGAUAUUUUUGAUACUGAGAGUUACAAUACACUAGUAAAAACCCUUUGCGAGGAUGCUGAUACUACUAAGUCGAUGGAGCUGCAAGAUAGGAUGCUGAAAGUGGGGUUUGUACCAAAUAGAUUAACUUUCAGGCACGUGAUCCGUGGUUUAUGGAAAACUAUGACAGUAGAAAAAAAGACGCUUCUUCUUGAAUGAGAUACGUGAUUGAAAUUUCCGAGUUAGUAUGCCGGAAUCUGAUGUCAUGCUGGAAGGGUCAUUGUCAGUGCCUAGAUGAAGAUUCCCUCAGCUCUCUAGAUUACAUGCUGAAAGCUGAGAAGUGUAUGGAAGUCCUGUUUUCCUUAUUGCCCACAUCAAUAUCAGCCGUCACUAUAGGAGUAGAUAUGCUAAACCCUGUAAAAGAGCGGCAUGAAGUAGUCAAAUGUUUAGCAAAGGCUCGAGGGGAUCGGUUGUUGAACUUCCUGCAGGUUCCGUUGCUAUAUCAAUCACCCAAAGGACGUAAAGUUCGAUGCAGUCCUAAAGAAGAUUGUAAUAAAAGUCAAACUAGCGUGGAUUGAUUCCAUCUCGUGGACAGAGAUUGGAAGAAUUAAGGCUUAUGUUUUGAAUUCUAAAUCAGACGUUGCAGGUAUUUGGAAUGUGCUUGUUGAAGUAGUAGCAGCUUUACAGGAUGCCGAGGGAAGUGUCAGAAGACAGUGGCUUCUAGAUGCAGUGGCAAUUAGCUGUGUAUCGAAUUAUCCUUCUACAGCGCUUCGAUUUCUUGGUCUCCUAUCUGGUAGCUGCUGCAAAUAUAUGCCUCUUCUAUUUCUAGACAGAUUAACUGUAUUGAGUGAUCUACCGGUUACCCUUACCUCUCUUUUGACAGAAUCCAGUUGGGAAACUAUUGCAGAAUCCGUCAUUUCUUAUUUUUAUGCGUCUACAGAAUGCAUAUAUUGCUGGGCUACCAACAUGGUACUCCUUGAUGAUACACCUAGUUUGCAACUCAUCGAUGAUAGAGAAAAUGACGUGCUUCCUUUUCUGUUGUCGGUGAUGCAUCAUACUUGUUUAUCUUUGAAAGAAUACUUACCUCUGGACAAACAGCUUAGGCUUGCCGACAUGGUAGUCUGUCCUGGAUAAAUUCUUCCCGGCCUGGAAAAAGAAUCCGGUCAUGUAUAAUGACUUGUGUUUUCCGACAAGGAGGUGAUUGAGCAUUGUGUAUGACUCUAAAUAGAGGGAACUUAUUAUAGCAGUUUUUUUUCUUCCCUUGAAAUGGAGUCACCGGGGUCUAAAUCCAGACUUUGUUUCAUUUAACACGCUUAUUUGUGCUUAUUGUAAGGAAGGGAAGAUGCGCGAGUCAAAGUCAUUGUUAUAUCAGAUGAUAGGAGGUGGGAUUUACCCAAAUGAGGUUACUUAUCAAGUUCUUGCGGAAAGGUAUGGAAAGGAGGGUAGGAUAAUUUCAGCUUUGAAUUUGGUUGUGAAGCUGGAAAGAUUUGGUAUUCCGGUGUCUUGUGAUAUUUAUGACUAUUAGUUUCCGUGUAUGAAGAAAAUCGACCAUUUGCAGCAAAAGAGUCUUCUCGGAAGAAUCUCCGUGUGUGGUUAUGCACUUGGUGUGGACAUCUAUAAUAAACUCAUCGAGUCUCUGAAAUACUGAUUCAGUAGCUGAUGGAUUACUUGUAAAAACGGAGAUAUUUUGUAAAAAAGUAAAACCGAAUGUUAUUACAUAUAAAGCUCUCAUAUGCUGCUUAUGCAAAACAAGUAGAAGUAGUGAGGCUGAAUCUUUAAUGAAAGAAAUGAUUGAAUCCGGUAUUUCACCUGAUGUUGAAAUAUGUCGGGCAAUGAUCCAUGUGUACUCCAAGGAGAGGAACGUUAGUAAAACCGAAACAUUAUUAAAAUUCUUUUCCAAGGAAUUUGAUAUUUUUGAUACCGGGAGUUGCAA
This is a messenger RNA of Mercurialis annua (annual mercury), 3666 nucleotides long. RefSeq names its product pentatricopeptide repeat-containing protein At5g40400. Gene Ontology annotation, molecular function: protein binding. The record is from RefSeq and is a predicted model, not a curated record. The transcript is spliced from 4 exons. Bases 141 to 1952 code for a protein of 603 amino acids. Lineage: Eukaryota; Viridiplantae; Streptophyta; Magnoliopsida; Malpighiales; Euphorbiaceae.